AUGUGGUCCUCGAUCCCAGUCAUCUCCCUCAUGGCCCUCGCUGGCUCCGUUGUCGCACAGCAAGGCGACAUCCUCUACGGCCAACAGUGUUGCUACGACGGCUGGCAGCACUGUCAGGACCAAGGAUCGUGGGGCUGCAUUCAGAUCGACGGCGGUGGCCCGAACUGUGUCAAUCAGACGCCUAACUGCGAUUGGGCCUGUGUGUCGGGCUAUGCGUAUCAGAAGGAUCGGUCUACCGAUCCCCGUUGCAUCUGCCCCGGCUUCCAGGAUGCCAAUCAGCCACUGGGCUACUGCUAG
Zasmidium cellare ATCC 36951 is the source of this 297-nucleotide messenger RNA. RefSeq lists its product as uncharacterized. Bases 1 to 297 code for a protein of 98 amino acids. The record is from RefSeq and is a predicted model, not a curated record. The transcript has 2 exons. NCBI's taxonomy places the organism in Eukaryota, Fungi, Ascomycota, Dothideomycetes, Mycosphaerellales, Mycosphaerellaceae.